GCAGCUUCAUUUUUAAGAACCAGCUGAGUUGCAGAGACACACACAGAGUGUGAGUCUCACCGAGAGAGAGAGAGGGAGAGAGCUAUGCACUCCGUUUGACUUCCACUCCAUUCGUACCUCCAGCGUCGCUUUGCACACCCGAGGCUUGGCAAGAGGAGCCCCACUGGGACUUUAACGUUCAGCAGCUGCAGAGAGGAGGGAUCGCAAACAGAACGGUGUUGUGUCCGAGAGUGCGUGAGAAGUGUCUGUUUGAAACACUCCCACUUCAGCAAGGCGGUCUCUCUCUCUCAAGCGGGGCCACCGCGUUAGCCCCGAGGCUGCGUUUGGGUGUUGUUGGGAGCUUCGCGCUGCAGUAGCAGGAGGUGAACCUAGGUCGGAGCCGUGUGGGGGCGAGAGGGGGCAGCAGGAGGGCAGCUCGACACGUGGCAUCAUGAGCAUCCCCCUGCUGCUCCUGUUGCUGGGCUGUUGCUGCUGCUUCUGUGUGUCACAUGCGGCCGGGCCGGGCCCUCGGCGACGCAGCAGCGUCAGCGUCACGUGGCGCCCUCGUCUUCUGCUGAACCGAGGGCCCGCCGAACAGCUCCAUGCGGACACGGGAUCCGGCCACGCUCAGCCCGGCAUGGCGGGGUCGGACCGAGAGCCCGGCUCCGGCACGGAGGGCGGCCUCGCGGUUGAGAGAAGCGCCCCGGGAGGCGGCCGGCGCGAGAGGGUCGGGCACCCCGCGGGCGCUGCUGCCAGGAGACGGCACAAGGGCAGACAGGCCGGAACCGGGACGCGGCCGGCAGACAACGGCACUCGCUCCUGGAGAGAAUCCCCGUCCUGCCGCUUCAAGCGCGGCACCUGCGGAUUCACAAACGACAGAUCCGGGGAGUUCCAGUGGGUUUGGAGCGACGGCGUCAUGUCGGUGGGCAAGUCCGUGCCGACGGAGGCUCCCGCGUCGCGCCUGUUGAGCCCGCCGCUGGCGGCGGGCAGGCGUGCGUGCGUGGAGCUGGUUUACCGCGUGAGCGGCGGUCCCCGUGCGGGCCUGGCGGCGCGAGCCCUCGCCCGCGGUGCCCUCGUCGCGGGCGACGGUGCCGCCGCCGCCGUCGUGUGGACGAGCGCCGCCCGGGGGGACGGGAACGACGAGGGCUGGCGCUUCGGGGCGUUCGACGUGGGCCCCUUUGAUGAGCCCUUCCAGCUGGUGUUCGAGGCUACGCUGAGCGAGGGAGCUGUGGUGGUGGCGAUAGAGGAGAUCAGCCUCUCGGACAGGUUCUGCCUGGCGUGCGGCUUCGAGGAGGAGCACCUGUGCGGCUAUGAGAACGAGGCGGAGGAGGAGGCGUCGUGGGCCAUGCGAGGGGGCGGGCGACGCUACCCGGCGCCUUACAACCGACCCCUGGACCACGACAGCUUCCUGAGCCAGCAGGGUCACCACUACCUGCUCGUGAAUUGGCACGGCACGCGAGGGCUCGGAGGCACGGCGCGCCUCGCUUCCCCGAUGGUGACCGACCCUCUACCGGGCUGCCUUCGCUUUCACUACCAGGUGGAGGGCGGCGGUGAGGAUGGCCUCAUGGUGCGGGCGCAAGAAGCUGGCGGCUACGUCCACGAGCUGUGGCGCUGGGCCGGUUCGACCCUGGGCAGCUGGGAGGCGGCGUCGACGCAUCUGGAGAUGACGCACCCCUUCCAGGUCGUGUUCGAGGGGACCGUCCUGGGCACGUCCAAAGGCUUCGUCGCUCUGGACGACGUGUCCUUCCAUCCGGGUCCCUGCGAAGAAGAGAAGCAAGGCUUCCUGAAGCAGAUGACGGACUGCGAUUUCGAGAACGGCUUCUGCUACUGGAAGCAACAGCCGGGGAACUCUCGCUGGAAGUUCAGCUCGGGCUCGCCUUACACCACGCCACAGGGAGACCACACGACGGGCUAUGGUCACUUCGCGGCGGCGAGCGGACGGGCGCUGUCACGGGAGCCGAUCGCGCGCCUCGUCUCUCCGGAGCUGCCGCCCGAGCGCGAGUACUGCCUGCGCUUCUUCCGCGCAACGACGGGCGCCGCCGCCGCGCGCCUGCACGUGCGAGCGCGGGACGUCCCCGCGCUGCGCUCCACGCGGGGGCGGCCCGAGCCGGCGGCGCCGGGGGCGCCGGCGGCCGAGGAGACGCUGUGGAGCUCGGCGAGACGCCCGGACCACGGCUGGCUGCAGGCGGAGAUCAACGUCCGGCGGUCGCAUCCGCACCGGAUCAUGUUUGUGGUUCACUGCUUCAGCCCAUUGCUUUGUGGAAAGAUAUCUCUGGAUGACAUCACUCUUACCCAUGGCAACUGCAUGCAAAGUAAAGGUCGAGUACGACCUCUGGUGACAUCCAUCACCAGACUCCACCAGCCACACCACCUGUCUCUCGCUGCCUCUCGUAGCUGGGUUAGUGUGUAAGGCAGCGGUGUUCUUGAUGUCAUCCAUCCACCUCCUCCGAGGUGGACCUCUGCCCCUGCUACCUUCUCCAUUCCCAAGCGAAGACCGAUUCCUCGAAUCCAGAGGUCCUCAUAAUGUUUCCAAAGUAUGGACAUUGCACAACAAGGGGAGGUGUUUAUUUUUUUCGGAGUAAAGUGCCAUUGGAAUCAUGAUACACGUCCAGCUGCAUAACGCAAUAAAAGUUGCAAAGAUAUUUUAAAUACUUGUUCGACAUAAAAUGCCGAUAAGCCACGUGGUUUAUGUUAUUUAAAUGUACAGCUUUGCUAUGUGAUUCUUCAAGGCACGCACAGCACAGAGGAGUAUACGUUUUUGUUAAUUGCUAAAUGCGCCCGCCUAUGACUCUCCACUGCCCAGCUACGCUGAUUGCGGGUGUGUUUAUGGCAGAGUUUACGUCUCGUCACUCCCUGCAAUGGGACACUUUGUUCUCCAGACUCAAUCUCCGGCUGGCGUUUAAUGGUCUCAUCCGCCAGAGUGACUCGCGGAGGAUGAAUGCUUAGCGCAUCAGCAGCCCGCUGAGCAAUCGAUAUAGGUGCCGCCCUGCAAGUUGCUUGCUCACGCCACUGCUGGCGUGACGGUCCUUCACUGAAGCUAACUUUCGAGGGUAUUUUACGGCAUAACGCUUCAUGAAAUAAAUCAUGUCCGUGCGACAUUUUUGACCGAAAAGGGAAUAUUUCUCCACAACUUCUGGCUGUCGACUGAUGAGGCUGGUUGUAGUUACCGGUGAAACGUCACAAUACUCGAAUUGCAAAUGUUGUGGGUUUACUCUCCAACGUCGGUGUGUGAUGAACUAGUAAUGAAUUGGCACGUUUUGUUUACGUGACAAACCUUACUAAUUGGCUGUGUCGGGUGGCGGCGGGUUUGACGACACAUUUAUGCGAUUAACCCCAAAAAAACCCUCUUAUGGCUGAUAUUGGUCGCGAAAGCCUACGUUUUAAACUCACUAACCUCGUGUUUACACAAUGAGGAUAUUGUGCUCAAUGCACUUGAGAGCUCCUUCACCCAUCACUGCCACGUGUAGUUGGUUCAGAACCAACUUUUUGCGAACAAAGCGCAGGGCGAGCACCCGCCAGUCUCCGAAUGUCCCCACCGACGUUUCAUAGCGACUGACUCAGCACCCGCAUCAACGUGGCGUUGCCGUGCGGAGGCGUGUCACGCUGUUCCACUCGAACGAUGUAAGUCAAGCAGAGGUUGCGAUUGCAACUGCAUCUGGUUAAACUUCUGGAGAGCUUCAGCGAUAUUUACUAACGCAAAGCUUGAAUCGCGGAGAACUCAUGGACCGGGCUGUAUAGCCAUGUUAAGGAAGCGUUAGCCAGUGUGCACGUUUUGGAUGAAGUCUUUUUUUUAAAUAUAUUUUCGUCUCAUUUUUUCCCCAACUAUUUUGGCGUGUGCAUUUUUCACUGUUCCUUAUGCAUUUGUACAAUAACUUAAAACUCACGUUAUCAUGUCAUGGGCAUAAAUCAUAAAUCACCUCUGCAUGCAUUAUUCAAUGCGUGUGUCGCGAGCAUACGUAUCGAUUACAAUAGAUUAAUUGCUGUAUAUUUACAUGAUUCGUUUUUGUUUGCACCGACAAUUGAAAUGAACACAGUGCUCUUUUCAGCCGGCCUUAUUUUAUCACUCGUUUUUAAUAUACAAGACAGUGUUAAUGGCAGGAGAGGUGCCGGCUUGGAGAAUAACUAUCAUUGUCUGUUUACAAUGGGUUUGCAACGGUCACCCGAUAUGCAUUCAGUGGCUCUGCAACUUAAUUGUAAUUGUACCAUGGUCAGUCAAAAACAGGAAUCUGCCCGAGCCGACUUGUACAAUAACUUAAAACUCACGUUAUCAUGUUAUGGGCAUAAAUCAUAAAUCACCUCUGCAUGCAUUAUUCAAUGCGUGUGUCGCGAGCAUACGUAUCGAUUACAAUAGAUUAAUUGCUGUAUAUUUACAUGAUUCGUUUUUGUUUGCACCGACAAUUGAAAUGAACACAGUGCUCUUUUCAGCCGGCCUUAUUUUAUCACUCGUUUUUAAUAUACAAGACAGUGUUAAUGGCAGGAGAGGUGCCGGCUUGGAGAAUAACUAUCAUUGUCUGUUUACAAUGGGUUUGCAACGGUCAGCCGAUAUGCAUUCAGUGGCUCUGCAACUUAAUUGUAAUUGUACCAUGGUCAGUCAAAAACAGGAAUCUGCCCGAGCCGACUUCCGUGACAUGAAACGAAUUCUUAAUAUUCAUUUGCGUUCGGGCAAUAAUUUCAAUUUUCUCAUGGCGACAGAGUUGAUUUUGCUCCGAUUUCUAUUUGGUUGAUUUACUCUUGCCAUUUUGGUGACCCAGGUCACCUAUCCUAGUCCCUUGGGAUCUCACACCGUUGGCUACGUACGUAACAUCUCACCUGGUUAAAAACAAACCUGAAACUAGACCGGACAGAGGCUGCAGGCUUGCGAACAGGCCUCGUCGUGACUGCCACCUCCGCUGCCGCUGCCGCC
Petromyzon marinus (sea lamprey) is the source of this 4882-nucleotide messenger RNA. It is a transcript of the gene MAMDC2, whose product is annotated as MAM domain containing 2. Lineage: Eukaryota; Metazoa; Chordata; Hyperoartia; Petromyzontiformes; Petromyzontidae. Gene Ontology annotation, cellular component: membrane. The record is from RefSeq and is a predicted model, not a curated record.